CUCCGCCUGCUUGCGGUUGUAGGCAUGUGCAGACGUGCGUUGGGGUCACCUAUAGAGAAAUUGGUGAUAAAGAUGGCAGCGGCCAGAGUAGGACAGCAGGUGCGCCAUUUCAGCACUAGUGUGGUUAAGCCAGCUGCUCUAGUAAAGCCUCCAAUUCAGGUGUAUGGAUUAGAAGGCCGCUAUGCUACUGCUCUUUACUCUGCAGCAUCCAAACAGAAGAAGCUGGAACAAGUAGAAAAGGAGAUGGGGCGAGUAGCUACAGCUUUGAAGGAUCCCAAGAUGUCUGCUGUUGUCCUGAAUCCUCACAUCAAGCGUGCCAUCAAGCAAAAAACUGUAAAUGAUUUUCUAGUUAAAGAUAAACUUUCCCCUAUCACAGUCAACUUCGUCAAUCUUUUGGCUGAGAAUGGUCGGUUGAGACAGACCCAGGAAGUGGUAGCUGCCUUUGGCAGAAUUAUGAGUGCACAUCGUGGGGAGGUUCUCUGCUCUGUAACCACUGCUCAGCCACUGGAUGAAGCCAACCUUACAGAAUUAAAAAAUGCUUUGAAUGGCUUCCUGGCUAAAGGAGAGAUCCUGAAACUAGAGACUAAGACUGAUCCAGCCAUCCUAGGAGGAAUGAUUGUCAGUGUUGGUGAUAAAUAUAUAGAUAUGUCCACAAAGGCGAAGAUUCAGAAAUUUACCAACAUAAUGAAAGAGAGUUAAAAACAAAAGAUGGUGGAAGUAAAUUAUCACAGCAGUGAACAAAUUAUUUGUGGGAAAUGCAAUAAAUGUUUCCUUGUUCUGUCUUAA
Molecule: messenger RNA, 786 nt
Organism: Protopterus annectens (West African lungfish)
Lineage: Eukaryota; Metazoa; Chordata; Ceratodontiformes; Protopteridae
Gene: ATP5PO
Product: ATP synthase peripheral stalk subunit OSCP
Exons: 7
Coding region: 25-699 (224 amino acids)
Biological process (GO): proton motive force-driven mitochondrial ATP synthesis
Molecular function (GO): proton-transporting ATP synthase activity, rotational mechanism
Source: RefSeq, a predicted model, not a curated record